AUGCCCAAGUUUGCCGACAGGAGCUCGGGUCUUCGCACGCCAGCCGAGGGGGCGGAGCACGGACCUUCGGUGCGCGCCUCGGGCGGCCGCGGCGUCACUGGGCGGGGGGCUGCUGUCACAGGGGCGAUGCGGGCACCCCGGAGCGGUGCUGCGAGGUCCCAGCUGACGUCCCAGAAUGUGGAGGCGAGGGUGAACGGCACGAUGGCGUUCCUCAAGGACCCCUGCAAGGCCAUCGCCGCCGCGCAGCUGUCCGUGGCGAGGUCGGCCCUGGCGAACCAGGAGAUGGCGCUGAAGGCCGGCAACCGCUUCUCCUUCAUCGGCGGCACGGUCGGCGGAGGGCCUCACUCCUUCAGCGACCCGACCCUGCCCGAUCGGGGCUCCCUGACGCUCGCCACGCUCACCGAGACCCUCGCAGUAGGCGUGGGUCUCAUGCGGCGGCUGUACAGGUCCGACGACGAGAGGGGGGCACCCCAAGAAGUGGUGCAGGUUACGAAGGCUUUCGAGGAGUGCUUGGACCUGGCGCGCUACAUGCCACGACCUUGCUACUCCGAGGAGCCUCUGAACCCGGAGGACGACCGGGAGGUCUUCCACAGCUUCCUGGAGCGCGUGGUCGGGCACGUGCGCCGCCUCUCCGAGAGGCCUGGCGACGUGGCGGUGCUGCCCUGCGGGUGGCUCCGCUCGCGGAGCUCCAACGACGGGAGCGGUCGCGCGGACGAGGGCCACUGCGUCCUGCUGGUGCUCGCGAGAUCCAAGGAGAAGGAGGAGUUCAUGCUGGGCAUCGCCAACGCAGGCGAGGGCCUCCAGUACCACCCGGUCCGGCCGUCCGGGGCGCCCCCCGCGCCGGAGAUGCCGGUGCGGAAGACCUUCCUGGUCCUGUCGGGCAUCCCGGUGGGCCGCCUGAGAUCCAGCGGGUUUUGGUACUUGGUCUACCGGCAGAUUUGGUACCCGGACCAGAGCAACG
Prorocentrum cordatum is the source of this 961-nucleotide messenger RNA. The record is from the annotation of a GenBank genome assembly. NCBI's taxonomy places the organism in Eukaryota, Dinophyceae, Prorocentrales, Prorocentraceae.